Polyodon spathula (Mississippi paddlefish) is the source of this 621-nucleotide messenger RNA. Its product is annotated as leukocyte cell-derived chemotaxin-2-like. The record is from RefSeq and is a predicted model, not a curated record. The transcript has 3 exons. NCBI's taxonomy places the organism in Eukaryota, Metazoa, Chordata, Actinopteri, Acipenseriformes, Polyodontidae. The coding region runs from base 1 to 546 and encodes 181 amino acids.
AUGGAAGCUGAACCAGGCCCCUGCUGGAGCUGUUGCUGCAGGUGUGCUUUGAGAUUUGUUUCGAGGGCUGAUGUUCUGGUUUUCUGGGUGUUUUCACAGAGUUUGGUGUCUUGUGCCAAGGCUACACGAAGAAUAUUGCAAGAGCCUGUGACAAGUUGGGAUGUGGACACUGUGGAGCUAGACGGCAAAAUAAAAGAGAACAAGACCCUUAUUAAUAUUAAUGAGCCAUUUAUCAGCUCAGGGGGUCGUUCCCAUGGAGGAGUUGCUGUUAAGUGCUCAGAUGGCUCUGCUGUUUACGCCCCGUUUGAUGGUAAACUUGUUGGCAGGAUCAGCCCCUACGGCAACGGAAACAAGAUCGAUAAUGGCUUCAAGCUCAUUGGCAAUGGGUUGUGCAUGAUGCUCUUCUAUAGUAAGCCUAAUAAAUACACAAGAAAUGUGAAGAAAGGACAGAGGAUUGGGACUCUGCUCCCCAUGCAGACUGCCUACCCAGGCAUCACCUCUCACAUCCAGAUGUGUGACCGCUCUAAUCUCACCUGUUACCUGUGAAACCGGACGACCCCCAGCCCUGCUCGUUUCCACUCUGGCUGAUGAGUUACCUCUUUGCAAAUUCACUGUCUAAUU